AAAAUACUAAUAACUUUUAUGAAAAUGAUAAUAUCGAAUUGGUGAUUAGUUUUGAUGUUGAGUUGUUCUCUCUUAUUACUACAAUAUUAGAUGAGAAUAAAGAAAAUUUUAAUAAUAAUGAAAACUUUACCUUGAAGUUGCUCAUUGUACAGCAAAAUUUAUUGAAAAUGGAGAUGGUGAAGUAUCAAAUAAAACAUCCAAAUCCAGAAGUUCAUAGAGAUACUCCUAUACAAAUUGAACAGUAUAAUUGUGAAGCUGUUAUUAAAAUUGAAAUUCUGGAAUCUUUAAACAUUAUCAAAAUUGAAUACUCUUAUUUAAUGUUACAUCUACAUCCAAUUCAUGUAGAAAUGACUUUGGAAAUUC
Racocetra persica is the source of this 363-nucleotide messenger RNA. Lineage: Eukaryota; Fungi; Glomeromycota; Glomeromycetes; Diversisporales; Gigasporaceae. The record is from the annotation of a GenBank genome assembly.